GUUACACAGCGGAAGUGUGGUUCGCCGAAGGACGACUCUUGGACGAAUUUGGCCUCCGUUGCAUGCUCGGCCGAAAUCAUGUCGAGUUUGGCGGUGAGAGACCCAGCCAUGGAUCGCUCACUGCGUUCGGUGUUCGUGGGGAAUAUUCCGUACGAGGCGACGGAGGAGCAGCUGAAGGACAUUUUCUCGGAGGUUGGUUCAGUUGUCAGUUUCCGUCUCGUGUACGAUAGAGAGACAGGAAAGCCCAAGGGGUAUGGCUUCUGCGAGUACCAAGACCAGGAGACUGCGCUUAGUGCCAUGCGGAACCUCAACGGGCGAGAAUUUAGUGGGCGGGCGCUUCGGGUGGACAAUGCUGCCAGCGAAAAGAACAAGGAGGAGUUAAAGAGCCUGGGCCCGGCAGCGCCCAUCAUUGACUCUCCCUACGGGGACCCUAUUGAUCCAGAAGACGCCCCGGAAUCGAUUACUAGAGCAGUCGCCAGCCUACCCCCCGAGCAGAUGUUCGAGCUGAUGAAGCAGAUGAAGUUGUGCGUCCAGAACAGUCACCAGGAAGCUCGAAACAUGCUGCUUCAGAACCCACAGCUGGCGUACGCCCUGCUGCAGGCCCAGGUGGUGAUGCGAAUCAUGGAUCCAGAGAUCGCACUGAAAAUCUUGCAUCGUAAGAUACACGUCACCCCACUGAUCCCAGGCAAAUCUCAGCCUGGUCCUGGGCCUGUCCCUGGUGGUCCAGGCCCUGGCGGUCCAGGCCCUGGCCCCGGCCCUGCCACUGCCCCUGGACUCUGCCCGGGACCUAAUGUGAUGCUGAACCAACAGAAUCCUCCAGCCCCUCAGCCUCAGCAUUUGCCAAGAAGACCUGUGAAGGACAUUCCUCCUCUGAUGCAGACUUCUAUACAGGGAGGAAUUCCAGCUCCGGGACCAAUACCAGCCGCGGUUUCUGGACCUGGACCUGGGUCCUUAACUCCAGGAGGAGCAAUGCAGCCACAAGUGGGCAUGCCAGUGGUUGGUCCCGUGCCCUUAGAGCGAGGACAGAUGCAGAUGUCAGAUCCGAGACCUCCAAUACCUCGUGGACCCAUGCCUUCUGCUGGCAUACCUCCCCGAGGACUGCUGGGAGAUGCUCCAAAUGACCCACGCGGGGGGACUUUGCUGUCAGUUACUGGAGAAGUAGUAGAACCCAGAGGUUAUAUGGGUCCACCCCACCAGGGGCCCCCCAUGCAUCAUGGCCAUGACAACCGAGGCCCUUCCUCGCAUGAUAUGAGAGGAGGACCAUUAGCAGCCGAUCCUAGAAUGCUCAUCGGAGAGCCCAGAGGUCCCAUGAUAGAUCAAAGAGGUCUACCUAUGGAUGGUAGAGGGGCCAGAGAGGCUCGAGGGAUGGAGACUCGGCCCAUGGAAACUGAGGUCCUGGAACCACGAGGAAUGGAGAGAAGAAUGGAGACCUGCGCGAUGGAAACCAGAGGGAUGGAAGCAAGAGGCAUGGAUGCAAGAGGACUAGAGAUGAGGGGCCCUGGCCCUAGCUCCAGAGGCCCGAUGACUGGUGGAAUCCAGGGGCCUGGCCCUAUUAGUAUGGGGGCAGGUGGCCCUCAGGGACCUAGACAGGUUCCAAACAUUGCAGGAGUGGGAAAUCCUGGAGGUGGGAUGCAGGGAGCGGGUAUACAAGGAGCAGGGAUGCAGGGAGCGGGCAUACAAGGAGGAGGAAUGCAGGCAGCAGGCAUGCAAGGAGGGAUGCAGGGAGCUGGCAUGCAAGGAGGAGGGAUGCAGGGAGCUGGCAUGCAAGGAGGAGGGAUGCAGGGAGCUGGCAUGCAAGGAGGAGGGAUGCAAGGAGCGAGUAAGCAAGGUGGAGGUCAGCCUAGCAGUUUUAGUCCUGGGCAGAGCCAGGUAACGCCACAAGAUCAGGAAAAAGCAGCUUUGAUCAUGCAGGUUCUUCAGCUGACUGCAGACCAGAUUGCCAUGCUGCCUCCUGAGCAAAGGCAGAGUAUCUUGAUCUUAAAGGAGCAAAUCCAGAAGUCCACUGGUGCUUCUUGAAAGGUUUCUGAUUAGGAAGUACUUAGUUAUUCCUUCAGUGUUUUCAGUAUUGUGUGGCCUGAAAGGGUUACAGGAUGCUAUCUUCUGUGUUGCCAUACUGUAAUGAUAGGAGGUUUCCCUCUCCCUGGUUAGUCAUAUUUCUAGUCUUUGCACUUCCUUUUUUCCUUUUGAUUGAGGGUGGGGGUGGAGGGAGUGGGCCUGUUCACUUUGUCACUGUUACUCCACUAGGAACCUGGAAAGGACAUCACACCAGAUAAGGGGGUGCAGUAAUAGUAACGUGUCUGCACUCUGGGCUACAUUUUAUAAAUACUGAAUAAGCUGAGAACUACAUAAACACUGAAAGUGGCCUGUUACAGUAUUGAUGCACUAAGACGUUUAAAGACGUUUGGUUGUAUAUUGAACUGAAUGUCAAAAUGUGAAGAUACACUUUGGUAAACCAAAAUACUAAUUCUGUUUUGAAGGCAGUAGAGUACGGUGUUAUGGUCAAUGUUUUAGUUAUUUUGAAUUAUUUUGAAAUGUUAGAGGUAACAGUCUAUAGUAAAAUUUGUGACAACAGAACUGUUUUUUAAAAGCUCUGUUACCAGAAAACUCAAGAUGCUUCAUUUUUCUGGCUCUUCCGAUACUUUUACUAUACUUGGCAGGAAGUUAGAAAUCUUAGGCUUGACAUUUUGACUUGUCUUACAGUCUGAUGACUUCCGUAAACUACGUUCCUGUCAUCAUCUUACUAGAACUGAGGCCCAAGUACAUGGCAACUCUGCUCAGUUAACUUACUAUUUUAAUUCUUACAUAAAGGCCAUUUGGUCAUAUACAUUCCUACAAGAUACAUUUUAAAGUAAGGAAUGUGGAGUUUAUAUUUCCUUUAGAGCUACAAUCUUAGCUUUUGCUUUGAGCGUGUGGCACCUAGACGUUGUGUCAUAGUUGAUGAAAGAAGCACAAGCUCCCGCGUGACCAAGUGACCUUCCUCUGUAGGUUAAUAAACACCCAUCCUCAGAGGGAGAGAGCUGACACAAGGGGUUUUCCCCUUGCAAAGGUUCUUGCAUUUUAAGUGUACAAAGUUUUCAUCCCUAGGCUGUAUUCCUACAGUUUAGUUGUUUUGUGCUAGUGUUAAGCUUCCUGUGUUUCCUCUGUCUGCCCUGUGCUGGAGUGGAUUAGUGUUUGUAUCUUUGUGCUAGUUCUGCCUGAUUGCAAUUGCUUGUUUCUUUUGAAAUUAUAGUUCCUGCCAAGAAAAAAAAAAAGAAAUUAUAGUUCCUAGCUCCAAACUUCUCAUUGACUAGUCUUUGUUAUAAGAAAAUCUGUGCACUGUUUAAUGAAGCAUAAAUAAAAAGGUUGUAUAAGG
Microtus oregoni (creeping vole) is the source of this 3352-nucleotide messenger RNA. It is a transcript of the gene Cstf2t, whose product is annotated as cleavage stimulation factor subunit 2 tau variant. Gene Ontology annotation, molecular function: mRNA binding. Gene Ontology annotation, biological process: mRNA 3'-end processing. Bases 79 to 2016 code for a protein of 645 amino acids. The record is from RefSeq and is a predicted model, not a curated record. Gene Ontology annotation, cellular component: mRNA cleavage and polyadenylation specificity factor complex. Lineage: Eukaryota; Metazoa; Chordata; Mammalia; Rodentia; Cricetidae. The transcript has a single exon.